AUGGAACCAAGGCUCAGGAGGCUUGUGGAGGCAUUCUCUGACCCAAUCACAGAGGUGUACCUGCUCUUCUAUCAAGCAACGUUUCCAGUCUUCUCCACCUUCAACCUCCUUCUCCAGAGAGAGAAGUCGUCCAUCUUCCUUCUACAUGAUGAGAUGAGGGAUUUCAUCCGCAAGCUGCUCUCGAAGUUUCUGAAGCCCGCAGCAUUGCAGCACCGGGAACUGCAUGAAAUCUGCUUUAAGGAGCCAUCCAACCAACUGCCAGGAGAAAAGUUGGUGAUUGGCUUCACUACUCGAGCUACACUCAACAGGCUCCUUGAAGCAGGAGACAUUACACCGCAGCAAGUGCAGAGGUUCCAGCAGGCAGCAGUGGCAUUUCUGGAAAGGGCUGUGGAGUAUGCCAUCAAGAAACUCCCCAUGAAAGAGCCUCUGAUAAAACAUGCCAUGUUUCUGGAUGUCCAGCAGAGAGCAGAGUGUGGAGUGGAAGAUGCCCUCUACUUUGUCGACAGGUUUCCUGAACUUCUCCCGUACAAUGGACCUGAGGAGCGUGACAAACUGAGUGAGGAGUUUCUGGACUACCAGUCCAUGGACAUUGCCAUGCCCGAAGACCCAGCAAUGUUUGACUUUGAGAGCUUUUGGGGGAACAUGGCAUCAAUGAAGAAUAAGGUGACCGGUAUGAGCAGAUUUGGCAGGCUGUCUCGUAUUGCCAAGUUGGUCUUGGUACUUCCUCAUUCAAAUGCUGAUGCAGAACGAGUUUUCUCUGUGGUUGGACUGAACAAAACCAAAACCCGAAACAGUUUGGCUCUUGAGGGAACUCUAUCAUCCAUCAUGACAGUGAAGAUGGUGAGCCUUGAGCCACAGUGUUUUAAGUGGGAGCCCCCUGCCUCUGUCAUCAAGGCAUCAAAAUCUGCGACAAACACCUACAACAUGAGACAUGUCCCCAGCUAAA
Molecule: messenger RNA, 946 nt
Organism: Epinephelus fuscoguttatus (brown-marbled grouper)
Lineage: Eukaryota; Metazoa; Chordata; Actinopteri; Perciformes; Serranidae
Exons: 6
Coding region: 1-945 (314 amino acids)
Molecular function (GO): protein dimerization activity
Source: RefSeq, a predicted model, not a curated record